AUGGACCCUGAGGAGCAAGUUCCCUUCUCUGCAAGGUACAAUGAUGCUAUUAAGUGCUCAUUGUUUCUGAAUACUUUAUCCGGCUUGACACAAAAAUGGUUUGACGGAUUACCGAACGGGCCCAUCACUUAUUUCCACGAUUUCAAAACUGUGUUCUUGCGUCAUUUCGUCAGCAGCAGGAAGUACCAGAAAAUUGAUCAUUGUCUCUUUGCUCUUAAGCAAGGGUCAGCCGAGCCCUUGCGAAGUUAUAUCAAGCGCUUCAAUCAGGUGGCUCAGGACGUUCCAUCAGUCACCUCUAAAAUACUGAUGAGCUCCUUCUCUCAUGGACUAGUGGAGGGAGAGUUCUUCCGGGACCUCAUUCGGGAUCUCGUGAAGAACUUUGACGAGAUGCUAGGAAAGGCCGCUAGCUAUAUCAACGUGGAAGAGGCUCAGGUUGCUCGACGAAAAGCAGACAAGGUUCCUACUUCGACCAACAAACUAGAAAAGAGGCCACCUCAACCGCUAGCCUAG
This is a messenger RNA of Zingiber officinale, 510 nucleotides long. RefSeq lists its product as uncharacterized. The transcript is spliced from 2 exons. NCBI's taxonomy places the organism in Eukaryota, Viridiplantae, Streptophyta, Magnoliopsida, Zingiberales, Zingiberaceae. The record is from RefSeq and is a predicted model, not a curated record. The coding region runs from base 1 to 510 and encodes 169 amino acids.